AUGGAUAAAGCCAAGAAGCAUCAUAAUUUAGAAUGUUAUUUCAAGCAAUGGAGUCAAGCACAAAGUUUAUCUGUAAAAGAUAAAGGUAUAUUGAAAUAUAUCGAUAUUAUAGGAAAUAUUGAACUUAAAAGACAUUUAUUUCAAAAUUUUUUUGUUGAGGUAUCCUAUGGGCCUUUUUAUCCUAAUCCUGAUCAACAUAUUAUCAACGAUAACAUUAAAUUAGCUAAAUUAGGUAAAGACUCUUUAGAUAGAAAUAGCGAAACUGUUUAUGGCGAUAUCAAUUUGAAAGAUUCCAUUAGAUUUAAUCCUGAUCUCUUUUUUCUUUAA
Molecule: messenger RNA, 327 nt
Organism: Funneliformis mosseae
Lineage: Eukaryota; Fungi; Glomeromycota; Glomeromycetes; Glomerales; Glomeraceae
Source: the annotation of a GenBank genome assembly